AUGUACCUAUAUCUUGGUGGAAAAGGCCAAGACCAAACUGCAGACAUUCCUCAUAAAACUCAAGCAUUAGGUGGCUGGAAUUAUGGAGGAAAUGGCGGAGCUGAAUAUAAUUCUAUGGAAGCAGGAUAUCCAGAAAAUGGAGCAGGCGGAGGAGGUGCUGUAGACAUACGCUUAGACUAUUACGAUAUAAAUAUUGAUGAUUUCAAUGAGAGUGCUUUGAAUAAAUCAAUUGAGAGCCGAAUAAUCGUCGCCGGAUCAGGUGGCGGGGCAGUUUCAGGAAAAUCUGUUGUUUGGGGUUCUUCUGAAGGUUUUCCAGGAGGAAACAUUUCAGCAAUAUCUAAUGGACCAUAUACAAUCAGAGGCUCCCAAAUUUUAGGAAAAUUAGGAAUGGGAAAAGAAGGAUUAAAUUCUGCCCAAAAUCAAGGAGCUUCGGGAGGAUGUGGAAGUGGAUAUCGUGGCGGAUAUAAUGAAUUACCUUUUACCUCCAAUACAGGUUAUUACAAAAUUGGAGGUACGGGGGGAAGUUCAUAUAUCAGCGGACAUCCUGGAUGUAUAAGUCCUUCGCAUUCAACUGAUUUAGUUUCAAAUAAUAAAAAUUCAAUUCAUGAGUCUGGUUUAGUUUUUGAUAAUACUAAAAUUAUUAGUGGAAAUGAGACUAUGCCAAGUCCAUUUAAUAGUUCUUCGAUCCAAGGAAAUGUCGGAAAUGGAAUUUGUCGAAUAACAAUUCUUCCUUCUUUCAUAACAAUCUUGCGAAAGAAGAUAGCCACAAAUUUGUAUUAUUCAUUAUUUAUGACUUGUAUGAUAAAUAAAUAA
Molecule: messenger RNA, 813 nt
Organism: Trichomonas vaginalis G3
Lineage: Eukaryota; Parabasalia; Trichomonadida; Trichomonadidae
Product: glycine-rich protein family
Exons: 1
Coding region: 1-813 (270 amino acids)
Source: RefSeq, a predicted model, not a curated record